This is a messenger RNA of Fomitopsis serialis, 1026 nucleotides long. RefSeq lists its product as uncharacterized. Bases 133 to 702 code for a protein of 189 amino acids. The record is from RefSeq and is a predicted model, not a curated record. Lineage: Eukaryota; Fungi; Basidiomycota; Agaricomycetes; Polyporales; Fomitopsidaceae. The transcript is spliced from 3 exons.
GAGCAUAGCGCACAAAGCCACAGACCCGGUUGCCCAAGCCUUGUUCUUCGUCACUUAAACACGCACGCUCAGCUGCGUAAUUGCUUACGCUCCCCUAGACCAUUCCCUCAAGCUCACGUUACACCUCGCAACAUGACUUGGGUCCUUGGUUGGCCUUUGUACUACUACGACGCGAUCGAGAUCGCCAAAACGCACAACCUCGUCAAGGAUCCGAAUGCUAACGACGUAGCCUACGCCGAAGCCGCGCAGGAGUGGAUCGCGGACAGAGUUGGCCUCAUUCCGGUGUUCUCUUGCUGGGUCGACGACCUCCCGCAGCUCGUCUAUGCUGCAUACGUCGACUACGGUGAUAGUCCUAAUCCCCCAGCCGAACUCAACCUCGAGGAGAAGAUGACUGACAAGCAAUACCGCCGUCUGAAGGGGGCAAUGCCUCUCAAGGACUUCGGUUGGUACCAACAUAAUGACCCAUCUGGCGUUCUAUACGAGGAGACUGUGUACGACAGCGAUGGGGAUAGUGGCGAGGACAGUGAUGGAGACAGUGACGCGGGCAGCGAAGGCACUGCUCGGAGCGACAACGAGACGGUGACUGACGGUGUAGUCUUGAAAUCGGACAUGUUCUCAGAGGACUCCAGCUCUUCCGAGACAGCCCAAUCACUACUGACGGAGUUCGAUGCGCAUUGCACCGUCGUUGAUUCGCAGCCUUGACACACGGCAAUUCAUCCCGCCUCCUGUGGUUGUACUAUCCGAAUUGUAUCGUUGAUCUAGCACCGUGUUCUGCAACAACUCUCCGUCGCCAUCGAUGUUACAUUGUAUUUUGCCUGCAUGUAUGUCUCAGUUUCAUUACGUGUAAUACCUGUCGUGACUUCGCGGUCGUGAAGGCAAGAACUGGAGGUGAUCUUUGUGGACUACUGUACAGCCCGACACGAGCGUACUAUUAGUGUCUCUGCCCCUUGGUCUUGUCGUUAUGGCAUCUACCCUUUACUCUUACUUCUUGACUACCAUCAACGCGGAAUGAUAUCCCAUGUGUAC